AUGAGUAGGGCUAGUAGAAUAACGUUCACAGUUUCAUGUCUAAUAACAGCAGCGACGGUCGUCGGCGUUCAUUAUGUGCAAGAAAUGGAGAGGGAAACCCUUCACCAGGGUCCGAUAAAGGAUGCUAAACGAGUUGAAGAGAAAAGAUUGAGAAACCUAGAUGGAGCUACUCCAUCUGAUCCUACAAAGGAAAGAAAAAGAUACUUCAACAUGAGUGAGCAUGAGGAACAAAAAGAGUUGCGAAAAAAAUAUGAGAUGAUGCAGCCGCUUAGUGGAGAGGUUGUUACAAAGGGCGGAGAGGUGGUAAAGGGAUCUAAAAAGUAA
Saccharomyces kudriavzevii IFO 1802 is the source of this 324-nucleotide messenger RNA. It is a transcript of the gene PET117, whose product is annotated as Pet117p. Bases 1 to 324 code for a protein of 107 amino acids. Gene Ontology annotation, cellular component: mitochondrion. Gene Ontology annotation, biological process: mitochondrial respiratory chain complex IV assembly. The transcript has a single exon. The record is from RefSeq and is a predicted model, not a curated record. Lineage: Eukaryota; Fungi; Ascomycota; Saccharomycetes; Saccharomycetales; Saccharomycetaceae.